AUGGAGUUAAAGCAUUACCUUGUUCAGAUGAGUUCGACAGCAAGUGAAAAUGAUGAUUUGAUUGAUUUGGACCCGUUUGAGUCAGAAAGUUUUCAAAAUGAGGAAUCUAAAACAAAACGAAGGAAACGGUCAAACGUGUGGAACUUUUUUGAAAUGGUUCCUGAGUCUGAGAACAAUGAUGGCAAACUACGAGCAAAGUGCAAGAUGUGUGGAGUUACUUAUAUGGCUGCGAGUAAAUAUGGAACUGAAAAUAUGAAGCAUCACAUUAACGCAUGCCCUAGGAGAAGUUCACAAGAUAUUGGUCAGAUGAUGUUAUCACAAGGUUGUGGAUCUAUUUCGGUAAGCACUCCUAAAUUUGAAACUGAACAAUAUAGAGAACUUUUGAUAGCUUCUAUUGUGAAGCAUGAACUGCCUUUCCGUUUUGUUGAAUACUCGGGGAAAAGGGUUUUGAACUUUUCUUUUAUGCCAUCACCACAUAAUGGCAUAUCUUUGUCUGAAAAAAUUUAUAAUUUGCUAUGUGAUUGGGGAAUUCAACACAAGAUUUUUGUAUUGACUUCAGACAAUGCUUCGUCUAAUGAUGUUUCAGUAGAGUUGUUAAGAACUCAAUUGAACAUUAAAAAAGCUCUUCUUUGUGAUGAUGAGUUCUUUCAUUUUCGUUGUUGUGCUCAUAUUCUGAAUUUGAUAGUACAAGAUGGGUUAAAAGAGAUUGAUUCUGCUAUCCAAAAAGUUCGUGAGAGUAUCAAGUAUGUCAAAGGGUCACAAUCAAGGAAGGUAAAAUUUUUAGAUUCUACAAAACAAAUGUCUUUGGAUAGCAAGAAAGGGUUGAGACAAAGUGUUCCCACUAGAUGGAAUUCUACUUUUCUUAUGCUUGAGAAUGCUAUUUUCUAUCGUCGUGCUUUCAGUCAUUUGGAGUUGACUGAUUCUAAUUUUAAGCAUUGUCCAUCAAUAUUUGAUUGGGAAAAAAUAGAGAAGAUCAACAGUUUGUUGGGAGUUUUUUAUGAAGCCACUUGUGAUUUUUCUGGGACCAAAUACCCUACAGCCAAUCUAUACUUUCCAGCAAUGUUUUUGAUUUAUUUUACAUUAAAGCGACACUCUGAGGGUGAAGAUGACUACAUGAAGACCAUGUGUUGUAAAAUGCUUGUUAAGUUUGAGAAAUAUUGGUCCGAGUUCAAUGUAUUAUUGGCUAUAGCAGUUAUUUUGGAUCCUCGAUACAAGCUUCAUUUUGUUGAUUUUUCUUAUACAAAACUUUAUGGGGAUUGUUCCAUUGAGUAUAUGAAUGUUCGGAGCAAAGUGUCAUCUCUUUUCAUGGAAUUUAGUUCUUCUAGUGCUCCCACAUGUUCUACCACGACUUCUGAUAGCACUUAUAGUAGAGCAGAAAGUCAAUCUUCGAUUAAUAAACAAGUAUUUCAGGAAUUUGAUUCAUUUAUACAUGAUGACUUUGCUGCCCAUAUGCAAAAAAGUCAAUUGGAUCUUUACUUGGAUGAACCUAGGGCAGACAGAAAUGCAAAGAUUGACAUUCUUUCCUUUUGGAAAGGAAAUGAGUUUCGUUAUCCUGAUCUUGCUUGUAUGGCUCGUGAUAUUUUGAGUGUUCCAGUUUCUACAGUAGCAUUUGAAUCUACUUUUAGUGUUGAUGGGCGUAUCAUUGAUCAAUUUAGGAGUGCACUAAAAGCAGAUAUUGUUGAAGCAUUAGUCUGCACUAGAGAUUGGCUAUAUGGCGAGGAGCAAGAAACAGAAGAAGUUAAAUUGGACGAGUUAGCCGAAGAUAUAAUGGAGUUGGAGAAAAACAAGGACAAGGAAGACACUCCACCUCAUUCUUGA
Molecule: messenger RNA, 1818 nt
Organism: Carya illinoinensis
Lineage: Eukaryota; Viridiplantae; Streptophyta; Magnoliopsida; Fagales; Juglandaceae
Product: zinc finger BED domain-containing protein RICESLEEPER 2-like
Exons: 5
Coding region: 1-1818 (605 amino acids)
Molecular function (GO): DNA binding; protein dimerization activity
Source: RefSeq, a predicted model, not a curated record